AUGAGCACGCCCCCUUACGCCAGAGAAUUACACCUCGCGAGCCUCGCGGUCCAGCGAGCUGCGCUCUUGACGAAAAGGCUCCUUUCCGAAGUCGACAAGGGCACCUUUGACAAGCAAGAUUCCUCCCCCGUGACAAUCGCCGACUUCGCGGCUCAAGCCUCAAUCAUUGCCGCGAUCCAUCACACUUUCCCCGACGACCAGAUCGUCGGCGAAGAAGACUCGACCGCCCUGCGCGAGAACCCCGCUCUCCUUGAACGUACCUGGGAAUUGGCCACGGCCGUGCAUCUCGAUGACGCCGCUAGUGAAGCACUCCUCCACACCCCGAGCUCGCGGGACGAGCUCCUCGAGUUGAUUGAUCUCGGUGCCAAAGGCGCCUGUGGACCUGGGCGAGUGUGGACUCUGGACCCCGUCGACGGGACAGCUACCUUCAUCAGGAAUCAGCAGUACGUGGUAUGUCUUUCGUUGGUCGAGGACGGCACACAGCGACUGGGAGUGCUGGGAUGCCCGAAUCUGAAACUCGACGCGGGACUGGUCUCCGAAGAGACGGUUGAUCGGGACGGAAACGGACUACUCCUCACGGCGAUUGCUGGGCAUGGGGCGUUCAUUGCACCCCUGGGUAAGGGUGCCUUACACGAGUCGAAGCCUCUGGAGAGGAUACCCCCGGUUGAAAAGACAAGUGAUAUCCGAUUUGUGGACACGCAGGCGGCGUCCUCACACAACCUGGAUGCCCAUGCACGCAUCGCGAAGCAGCUGGACUGCCCAUGGCCCAACACCGUGGAUGUGUGGUCAGCGCAGAUGCGAUAUGUGGCGAUCGCAGUGCAGGGCGGAUGUAAUGUUUUUGUCAAGGUGCCUCGGGAGAAGAACUAUCGAUCGAAGAUCUGGGAUCACGCGGGAGGCAUGCUGCUGGUUCAGGAGCUGGGCUGUGUGGUGACCGACUUGGAGGGAGAACCCGUGAACUGUGGGUUAGGCCGAACACUUGGAGGAUGCUACGGGAUGAUCGUGGCUCCUGCUUCCAUUCACAGUCAACUUUUGGAUGCUGUCAGAGCUGUGCGACAGACAUAG
Penicillium diatomitis is the source of this 1062-nucleotide messenger RNA. Its product is annotated as inositol monophosphatase family protein. NCBI's taxonomy places the organism in Eukaryota, Fungi, Ascomycota, Eurotiomycetes, Eurotiales, Aspergillaceae. The transcript has a single exon. Gene Ontology annotation, molecular function: 3'(2'),5'-bisphosphate nucleotidase activity. The coding region runs from base 1 to 1062 and encodes 353 amino acids. The record is from RefSeq and is a predicted model, not a curated record. Gene Ontology annotation, biological process: sulfate assimilation.